GACCAGAAGUCCAGCAUGAUGUAUCAGUUGCAGUAUUUGUCGGGUAUAGUCAGUGUUUGGUGAACUAGUGUGAGCUUUGUAUCUAACCGAAGCUUUAAUCGAGUUAAUAACAUAAUAGCUUCGGCUAUGGUUCUCUAUGGGGUGACGUAAACGGCCCGGGCUCGGCGGUGAGCGAGGCCUCGCGCGCAUUGUCUGCCCCCUCCCGCCCCUGUUGGCGGCGCGCAGCCUGAUUGGCCCGGGCCUGCGAAAGCUUGCUCGGGGAUUCUGGAUGUACAGGCCGCAGACGCGCUACGGCUGCAAAAUAACACCAAAACCGCAUUAUCAUGCCUUCGGUACAAUAAGAACCCCGUCGGUGCACCGAGGACGACUCAACGGACCAGGCGGGGUCAUUACGUCAUCCUGGAAAUUCCCUCCACAACGUUGAAACAACUUCUUUGGGGAGAUCCGUUUUGCGGAUGUUGCCCUGAGAAAUCACACCCCCCCCCCCCAAUGAUAGUGUGACAUUACACAAGUCCAUCUCAUCUGAUUCUAGACAACCCAAUGAAGGUAGAGCUUCCCAUGCUCUAUAAUGUGAAUUUUGUAGUCUUGCAGUGCAGCAUGAGUUCAGUUUGCACAAGAGUUUUGUGUUUUUCUCCCUGAUGACCCACACACAAUGCGGCUUUAUAUUUGACACUUUCAUGUGUAGUAGGUACACUGUCAGCAAAUGUGAAGCAUUGUAAAUAAAAGAAAUCCAAGAAAUGGAUCAAGGAGGAGGGGUCCUAGAACUUCACUCCCAGGAGUUGAAAAUGCCCCACACAAUGAUAAUGCAAGACUUUGGCAUGGGGGGCAUGGCCCACAUUGAUGGGGAACACAUUGUGGUAUCUGUACCUGAAGCUGUGCUGAUAUCAGAUGUGAGCACUGAUGAAGGCAUCCUAUUGGAGCAUGGCUUGGAGGCUGAAGUGGUGGAAGGGCCAGGCAUUGGCCAAGAGGAUGUCAUCAUGGCCGAAUCUAUCCUGGGAGCUGAAGUGGCCAUUGAGGAGGCUCUGGACGCGGAUCACCAUGUCCUGACUGCCGAACUCAUCGAAGAAUCUGUGCCUGAGCAGGUGUUUGUGACUGAUCUAAUGUCUACACAUGAGGAUAGUUCAUUGGAUCCUGAGCUGGUGUCAGAGGAGGUGAUGGUUGCAGACACAGAGGCCAUAGUUCAGGCACACGGGAACACCCCACCCUGCGAGACCCUCAAGACUGAUGACGACGAAGAUGGCAAGAGCACCUCGGGAGACUACCUCAUGAUCUCAUUGGAUGAUGUGGGGGAGAAGUUGGAUAUCAGUGAUACGCCGUUAAAAAUCAGCACAGAGGUGGGCCAGGAUGAUGAAUCCAAGGAGGACGAGUUUGGCUCUGAGGUUAUCAAAGUGUACAUCUUUAAGGCUGAAGGGGAUGAAGAUGUGGAAAUAGGUGGAACAGAGGUUGUUGCAGAGAGUGAUUUCCCCAACGGGCACACAGUUUUAGAGGCAGCAACAGCAAGUACCGGUCGGCUGCCCAGGGAGAAAAUGGUCUACAUGGCGGUGAAGGAUGCAAGCCAAGGACAGGAAGAUAUGAAUGUUUCUGAGAUGACUGACCAAGUGUACAUGGAGGUGAUCGUUGGGGAAGACGAGGCUCCUGCCAUACAAGAAGCACAAUUGGAGGAUUCACCAUCGAAUAAGACCUUUGUUCCUGUUGCAUGGGCAGCUGCUUAUGGUAACAAUCUGGAGUCUCAUUUAGAGAGUAAGCAUGGAGCAACCACUCCAUACCUGCAAAUCAGUGACAACAUCAGUACAAGCCGCGCUCUCAAACAGAGGAUCAAGAAGAAGAAGAAGGGAGAAACACGGCAGUGCCAGACCGCUGUAAUAAUUGGCCCUGACGGCCUUCCACUGACGGUCUAUCCUUGCCACAUCUGCGGCAAAAAGUUCAAGUCACGUGGGUUCCUGAAGCGGCACAUGAAGAACCACCCAGACCACAUGUUUAAGAAGAAGUACCAGUGUACAGACUGUGAUUUCACUACUAACAAGAAGGUCAGCUUUCAUAACCAUUUAGAGAGCCACAAGCUCAUAGUCAAGAACGAGAAAGUCCCAGAGUACACAGAGUACACACGGCACUACCGGGAAGCGAGUCCACUCAGCCCCAACAAGCUGAUUUUGCGUGACAAGGAACCCAAGCUGCACAAGUGCAAAUACUGCGAAUAUGAGACGGCUGAGCAAGGCCUGCUCAACCGCCACUUGCUGGCAGUACACAGCAGAAACUUUGCACAUGUUUGCGCAGAGUGUGCCAAGGGCUUUCGCCAUCCGUCUGAGCUCAAGAAGCACAUGCGGACACACACGGGCGAGAAGCCUUAUGGCUGCCAACGCUGCGACUUCCGUUGCGCUGACCCAUCGAACUUAAAGACUCAUGUAAAGAGCAAGCACGGUGCUGAACUGCCGUUUAAAUGUGCCCACUGUCCACAGGCGUUUGCUGAUGACAAGGACCUGCAGAGGCACAUGGAGGUCUUUCAGGGCCACAAGACUCAUCAGUGCCCACAUUGUGAGCACAAGAGCACCAAUUCGAGCGACCUGAAGCGCCACAUCAUCUCGGUGCACACCAAGGACUUUCCGCACAAGUGUGACGUGUGCGAAAAAGGCUUCCACCGGCCAUCAGAGCUCAAAAAGCAUGCAGAAACGCACAGGGGCAACAAGGUGCACCAGUGCCGGCACUGUGACUUUAAGAUUUCAGACCCUUUCACUCUGAGUCGACACAUUUUGUCAGUGCACACAAAAGAACUGCCUUUUAAGUGCAAACGCUGCAAGCGUGGUUUCAGGCACCAGAACGAACUCAAGAAACAUGUGAAGACUCACAGUGGCCGAAAAGUCUACCAGUGCCAGUACUGUGAGUAUAACACGGCGGACGCCUCAGGUUUCAAACGCCAUGUAAUCUCCAUCCACACUAAGGACUAUCCACAUAGGUGUGACUACUGCAAAAAGGGUUUCAGACGGCCCUCUGAAAAGAAUCAGCACGUAAUGCGCCAUCACAAAGACACACUGAUAUAACACUCCUUUGUCCCCUUCACCUCGUAAAUUAGAACCUAAUUUAAACAACACAAGAUGAGAAUGGAAUGGUACAGUUCAGUCGGGUAAUUGCUUUUUACUUUUUUUUUUCCCCCGCAGGCUUUUGUUAAAGCUUUUCAAAUAACCUUAAACUACUAUUCCCAUUCUUGGAGCAGGAUUGCUAGGGGCAGCCAGGGUCUCAAAUAAUUAUAUUUUUCUAUCUACCUGGCUGAAAUGCUGCAAGUGAAUUAUGUCCUUAAUGUUAAUUGGGUAAUUAUUGCUUGACAUAUAUGCUGUGAUCGAACAGAAAUGCCCAUUAAGAUUCCCUGUAGCCAUGUUGGUGUGGGCUGCAGUGUACUCCGUACUUUAGUGAGUACUAACUAGUGUGCCUAGCUUAUAAGCUAACAUCUUUAUAAAACAUCAGUCUAAAUCAUGUUAUUGGUUUCAGUAGGUCAUUUGUGGUAUGAAUGGUCCUUCUUUAUGUUUACUUAUGUACAAUUCAUAAGUAAACAUGUAUAUUUGUGCAUAUGGGUAUAGUUACAUGCUCACUUAUACUUAAUUAUAUCUCUAUAACACCAACCAGUAAUUUUUCUUACCCAAGAUUUUUGGAGAUUGAAUUCACUUUAGUUUGAAUAAAACUUUUUUUUUUCUUUUUUAUAAGUUGUCUCCCUUGUGAAUGCCGCUGCAAGUAAUGUAUAUGUAAAAAUCACAUGUAACUGGCAAUUGUGCACAUAUUGUCAUUUUGAAUUCCAAUUUGCAGUCAUGCCUUACCUGUAUUGUAUAUUUUCUUGCACUGAAUUCAGUAAAUUGAAUGUGAUUAUUAUUUUUUAA
Messenger RNA from Silurus meridionalis, 3863 nucleotides. RefSeq names its product zinc finger protein 711 (gene znf711). Gene Ontology annotation, biological process: regulation of transcription by RNA polymerase II. The coding region runs from base 738 to 3035 and encodes 765 amino acids. Gene Ontology annotation, molecular function: metal ion binding; DNA-binding transcription activator activity, RNA polymerase II-specific; RNA polymerase II cis-regulatory region sequence-specific DNA binding. The transcript has 10 exons. Lineage: Eukaryota; Metazoa; Chordata; Actinopteri; Siluriformes; Siluridae. The record is from RefSeq and is a predicted model, not a curated record. Gene Ontology annotation, cellular component: nucleus.